AUGACGUUAUGUACGUUAACCACUUUGUAAGAUAUUUGAAUUAUCUUAUUAUCGGGCAAUUUUUAUUGUCAAUAUUAUUUUUCUGUCCCUUACGACAUUAACAAGUGCUAGCAAGAGAUAGACAAGUUAUAGAAAACAUAGACAAUUGGUAUGAUAAUUUAAACAUUUAAACAUCUUACACAUACAUAUAUCAUAAAGUACGUCGUAAUGCCGAUGUCUUCUCAGGACGAUAGACGCAUGUUAGAAGUCCUGCAAAAAACUCACGACGAACUGCAGCGUUAUUAUAUUUUGUUACGGCUGAUUAGAGGUGAUCUGGAGAAGAUAGCAAAUAAUUUCUCUGCUAUAAACAGUGGAGAGAAUGCAAGAAUCAAUUUGAAAAAAGAUACAUAGAGUACAAAUCUACAAAAUUAUAGAUUUUUUAUAACAACAUGGAGGCUCGUAAAUCUAUAGUGAACAAGAGGCUGGAGUCUGUGCUGCACCAACAUUCACCAACUUCUUCAUCGCCAUUGCGAAGAAAGUCUGUUUCUUUCCAAAAUCCACCCUCAACUGCUCUCUCAGUAAAUGAUGAUGAAGCGGAACGUCUUGCUCGUCGACGUGAAAUUUUUACAUCAACACCAUUAUCUACCACAUCUAAUACAUCCACCAAUAAAAGACAUUCUCUUGGUUUGGGAUUCUUAGCCAAUAUCCCGGCACCUCAGAUGGCCGAGAGCAUAUCUCAAUGCAUAAAAUUGAACGCUGAGAACAAGAUUAACAUUAAGAAUGCGUUUAGUUUAGAGAUGAUCGAUUUUAUGACAUAUAUGAUAAAGAAGCAAGACGCCAAUAUGUCAAAUCUACAAGUGGCUAGCACAUCUCUGGAUGUGAGCACCAAAAUUUACGGAUUUCGUGUAGAUAGCGUGCAUACCGAGAUACUUAAAAUAGUGGGCGGAUUAGAUAAACAAGCGGUCGACAAUAUGGAACAAAAUGCAGGGGAGCAUAGAGAAGACGUGGAAGAUGCGGAAGUGAACAUGGUACAAAAAAAGAAGAGAAAGAAAGCCAAGCAGAAAAUUUUUAGCACUGUAGAGUCUUUACGAGGCAAUAUCGAAAUUCAAAAACCAAUGUCGAUGAUGAUAGGAGAGGGAGAUUUGCAAACCAGCGACAUGCUGUAUCAAGCGACGCUACCACAUCAUGCAAAUUCCGGUUUUUAUUUGCAUCUAUAUAACGAUGUGCUUGUUGAUAUUGCAGAGAAUAAAUCUAACUCACAAAAUAAUUCAGAUGUAAAAUAUAGUAUCCCGAUAAUUGACGACUUCUCGAAUCUUGAGAUCUGCGCAUCAUAUUCGAACUUCGAAUUUCUCGGCUGGUCUGUGGAAGAUGAGCCGGAAGAAGAUUCGGCUGAGGAAACUGAACAUAAUGAUGAUAAUAACCGAUUUCAUUUUGAUCUAGAAGCGAGCAUAGAACCCGAAGACGAUAACAAUCCAGUGCCUGAACCAAUGAAUUACUUUGAUUUUCAGCAAGAUGACAAUAAUGUUCAAGGAUGUUACCAAGAGGCAGCGAAUCGACGUAACGAGAAUAUUUUGGAUACUCGCAACGUUCAAAUAUUAACGACAAAUGCAUCCGAAUAUUCUUUUCUUCAGCCGCAUAUGAAUUUGCAUUGGGCCGGGCCGUCUCAUUGGAAAUUUCGAAAUUUUGUAAAACCUUCCAGUGACAUCGCCGUCAGCACCAAAGUGGUGGGAGCUUGUAUGCAAGCUCCAUUGCGCAAGAAAAGACAGAUCGAAUUGUCAUAUAAUGAAAAUUCUGACGUGAUUGAUGCAAAGUUCGCGUUGAGUCAAUCCAAUAAAUUAGGAGCCAAGACCGCGAAAACAGAAUGGAACACUGAGGAUCUAAUGUUACCGGAAGAUGUGCAUUACGAUAUUGCGCAAAUGACGAAACUGUACCUAAAUUCAAGACUGAUUUUAAAACCGCCAAGCAAUGGAAAAGAGAAUGAUAAUAAUGCGGUAGCCACCAUGGAUGUGUCAGACAACGAGAAAUACGAUUAUAACAAUCCAAACGACACGUUAGAAUAUUGUCCCGAUACGAAUAACGGUGAUGAUUAUGAAGAAGGAGGUAGGGAUGAUUGUAACUUUGAAGAUGAUGCGUUAGCUGGCCAAAACUUUAUCGGUGACAAUCUAGUCGCCGCGCCAAAGCUAGCUAAUAAAAUACCCAUUACAUAUUGUCUCAAGGCGAAAAAGAUCGAUAUGCGACAAUUGAAAAAAUCUAUAUGGAAACUGUGUACGAAUGAUCAUGUUGAUUUAAUAAAUAUUAACGAGGUAGAGAAUACCGAAAUAAGUGUGAUGAAAGAGAGUAAACAAUUUAGCGAUAUUUACAAGAUGUUACCAAAAUUAUUAACGAAAACCAAUAUCGAAGCAUUGAGCGUGCCGAUUUCUUUUAUAUCCCUGUUACAUCUUGCAAAUGAAAAAACGUUAAAAAUUGAUUCUUUACCGGACAUGUCUGAUAUUAUUGUCGGAGCGGAUUAAAAAAACCAUUGCUAUGAUUUUUGUACAUAUCAAUGAAAAAUACUUAAUAGGCAAUUUUUUAUGAAGAAUAUAAACUGUACAAUAUAUAUCAUAUAUUUGCUUUAAUUAUAUACAUCGACAUAUAUUCACAUAAGCGUAAUUCACGAACAAACUCUACAUGUGUUUUUUUUUGUUAAA
Molecule: messenger RNA, 2666 nt
Organism: Camponotus floridanus (Florida carpenter ant)
Lineage: Eukaryota; Metazoa; Arthropoda; Insecta; Hymenoptera; Formicidae
Product: condensin complex subunit 2
Exons: 2
Coding region: 429-2489 (686 amino acids)
Biological process (GO): mitotic chromosome condensation
Cellular component (GO): condensin complex
Molecular function (GO): chromatin binding
Source: RefSeq, a predicted model, not a curated record